CUAAAGAGUUGGUUAGAGACUUGGAGGUGCCUGCGCAGCUGCACACAGAAGCACCAGCUUUAAAGCUCCAGGAUGGACACCCAUCUCCUAGCAAGCUCUUGAGUACCAUAAGCAGCCCUGCCUCCACAAAAGGAACACAGACCACCACACGUCCAGAACAGCCAGACAGGUCACUGCAAGAAAAACCAGAAAAUACUACUGAGGCUGGUUUCAGUCCUACUAGCUCUAGCUCUGGGCUGCCCCAGCCCGUUCUCAGUGGAGGGACACAGCAAGACUCUCCUGUCUUUUCCAUUCCUGUCAGCAAGCAGAUGGAGAUGCCAAGUCCUAAAACGUCUCUUCUGACUUCAAUGGUAAACUUUCAUCCUCCAGGAAAAGAAAUAGCAGCAUCCCCAUUUCCCACCAGAAUUAAUAUUGCUUUUGAAAGUGCAAGGGUGGAUUGGUUACCAAGAGGAACUCCCCCUACUAGCAAAAGGCCAAAAGACCCAAAUCCACAAGUCCAGCCUGACAGGAAAGCUGGUGUGACACCUGUAUACCUGAAGAAGACGCAGAAUAUGGAUGCUGAAGUUACAACUUCUGCAUUCCUACAAAAGCCAGCUUCGGGGGACCUUGAUAGAGUCUAUUCCAGAAUGAUGCAGACAACUGCUAUUCAAUUUUCCCCUGUUUUAUCUCUGAAGCAAGAAACAACAGGCAGCAAAGCCAGAAACUCGCCAACAGCUGUAAUAAAUGGUUCUGGACAUCAAACCCAGUUCCCUGCUCUUCAGACACGCUCACAAGGCUACGUACAUUCUUCUUCAUUAUUGAUGCAUCUGGAAGCUCUGGGUCAUGAUGACUUACUUCCAUCUCCAUUUCAAGGGCCCAUUAGCACAACUGAUAGAAAACAGCCCCUCUCUUUGUUCCAGACUCUCAACUGUACUAAACAGCAUGUUUCCCAAGAAACCAACAGGAGCUCUCAAGACAUCACGGUUCUCGUUUUGCAAAGAGAUACCAAUCCUCAGACAGUGACAAGUAAACCUGAAAAACCCAGAUUCCCUGGGAGCCCGCAGACUUCUGCUAAUUCAUCCUCAUUAAGCCAAUCCUGGAUUUCUAUAUUAAAACUUCCCCAAACUACUAAAGAGCUAAAAGGAGUAACAUCUGCACUCUUUCCAAGUACAUCUACCUUUGAGAAUGCAACCAUUCAACCUGUAAGCACUUUUGAUUCUGUUCAUGCAGGGCUUCAGCCACCAGGCAGAUCUUUUCCUGCUUACACUGGAGUGCAGCUAAUGGGCAUCCCCACUUCUGCUGAGAAAGGACUUCACAUACCAACUUCAUCUACAUCUACUGGUUCUGGGUCUCAGGUUCAAGGCGUUUCUUCCCCUCCUGUAUCUCAGGAGAUCUUCCCUGUGAUGCUGCAGGCGAGCACAGUAGAAGACUCCCAGAGAAAGAAAAGUCUCCCAGAACAAAUAGAUAAAACUGUUUCUCCCCCACUGACUCCACAAGCCACCCCAGUUCCCAGCCUCUCUGGACUGCAUGACAAUGGUAACCAGAAAGUCCCUCUUCACAGCUUUGCCCCUUCAGCCUCCCAGAUCCAGCAAGCUGGCAGCCUGGUAGCCUUUGCUUCAGAACUGCCCUCACUCCAUGCACAGGAAAUCCAAUCCAGCUCAACAACAGCACAUCCUGAACCGGUGGUGCCUGGUGUUUCUGAUGAGACCCCAGCAUAUCUGGCACAAGCACUAGUGCAGCAGUUCGGUAUCUCACAUGCUGUAGCUACCAAAAACCUCAGUGCUUUUAGAGCUGGUCAACUUACAUCAUCCCCAUACUUGUACUUUCUGCUUAAAAAUGCUAAUGGUAUGAUAUGCCUGCAGCCCAUGCAAGAUUCUCCUCUACCUACGAAAUUCCCAAACGCCAGCAUUGGGGGUCUGAUUUCCAUUCAGCAAAUCCUGGCAGCAUCAAAUUCUUCAGUGCUGGACCUUGCAAACCUAAAAAAUCUGACUCCUUCUAGCUUAAUUCUGGUUAAGCCUGUAUUUAUCCUUUUGCCCACUGACAGACCAGAUUUAGAGAUGGUGCCCCCUCCUGAGGGUGAAGAUGAUCACAAAGCUGCCCUCUUCUUCGUGAACAAGCAAGAUCUGAAUUUAGGUACUCCUGAAAGCAGCCAUGAUAUCCCAAUGAAAACUAGCUUCUCUUAUCCUACUAGUAAGUCAUUGAGGCCUGAAACUACUCUCGCCACGGCAUCUAACCAACAAGCGGAGAUAACAAAAGUAACUUCUCAGCCAGUGCUAACUAAUCCUAAUUAUACAGCCACAGCUAGUUUGUUUCAAGCUGUUACCUCAGCAUCAAAUCAUUUGCUGGACCCAGGGGUGAGGAUUAGCACUACGGUGCAGGCCACGCAUCUGCACACAUUGCCUGAAGAGAUGCAAGUACCUGCUCCCAACUCCCAAGAGGCCAAGGGGUCUGAUUUGCUUUUACUGAACGGUACGUUAAUGCCUUUCACCUCCCCUGUGCCAUUAGUAAUGUCUGCACAGCAUAGCCCCCAUAUUUCCCCCAAAGUACUUUUCACUGCUGACAAGCCACAGUCUUCUGUAAUUCCUUUGCUGUCAACAAAGGGAGACUCGGAUUUUCAAAUGCCUGCCCAACCUCUGUUUACUGUCACAGGGUCUGUAGAUCAGGUUCAGCACAGUAAGGAACUAAUACUGCAAACUACUGGCCAUCACCAGGGCUUAGUUUCCAUACCUGCCUCUGUCCACGCUCAAUGCACAGCGUGUUCGACCUUGCACUCAGCCGGAACCAUAAAAUACCCGUUAAAGUUGUUCACAAGCAUCAUGCCUUUGCAGUCCACAUCACAAAGCCUCCUAAGUACUGAGUCACUUCAAAGGCUGCCACCACAAGUUCAGUUUGUACCCAGCACAUCAUCAGCUUUCUCCACGCUUCCGGCUGGAAAUGAUGGCAAAGAUUCAGCAGCAGGCAGCACAACAUGUUCAGGAGGAGUUACAGUGUGUGGUAAAGCACCACAAACCCUCACCACUUCUGUAAGACCUGAUCUUACUAAACAUUUGGAAUUUACACCCAUUGUUCCUAAACCCUUUACGAUGACAGAGAGACCAACAAUAGCACUCGCACAUACUCCAUUUUCAACAAAGGUUCAAAUGAAAACAGCAGUUCCUGGGGAACUUUUGGCUGCAAUUACCCAUCCAAGGGUGUAUACCAGCUCUCCGGCAAGCCCACCUUCACCUGUGUCUACACACAUUCCCCCACUAUCAGCCAUGAAACGUCACCAAAUCCAUCAAACCCCUACUAAAUUGUUCUCACAGGCCAACAUGGGAGAAAAUACAAAGCCAACUGAAAUCAGCACAAGUUCAAGAAAAAUAGGAACUGGUAAGAUCUUGGGAACAAGCAUGUCUCUGACAGCCGUGUUUAACACAAGGGCGCAGCAACCCCUUGGGAAUAAGGUUGUUUUAACUCCAGUACAACCAUCUGUGUCUGCAGAAACUACUAUGGCUCUUGAGAGACAGCCUAAAUUGAUACAGACCACAUCACAGUCUUCAUUAGCAAUGACUUCUCACUCUGCAGCUAAGAAUGAUUAUAUCACUACUUCACUUGCAAGCAAAAAAGCAUUUCUCCUGCCAAUAUCAACUAUCCGAUCUGACCCAAGCACGGUGCUGCCUACAAUUGCCAGUGUGAACAAAUCAGCUGUGGUCUCUGCAUCAACAGAGAAGAGUGAGGACAUGCUAGUGAAAGGAGAUGCAGCCACUGCUAGCCAGCUGCCCACUCAGGCAUCCAUGUAUUCGUCGUAUCAGCCAUCAGCACAACACCCUUUGGAGAAAGUAUCACUGGAAGAUAACACUGAACAUGAGACUGGCCAUUCAAGCCCUGGCGCUGGGCCAUCUACAUCAGAGGCAUUUUCUGUCUCUGCUAAUAGGCUUGUAAAUAAGGUCACUAAUCAGUCUGCUGUUUUGAAUAAAAUAGCAGUUAAUGAUGCUGAGAUGCUUCUAGCCAGAGAUCUAAUCCAGUCCCUUCCAAGCAUAGAAAGCCCCUCGUAUUUCUCUCAGAGUCUGAUAGCACUUACGCCACAUGGGAAUUCCUUGCUGAGUGUUGCCAGCACUGGACAAUCAGAGAGGCUGUUCUUGAACACAGAGGCAGAAGACAUGGUUAGAACAGACAAAGUAACAGAAGAAGCAGCUGAAGGCUUAGUAACUGUUCUAACACUGCUGGAUUCAGGACCCAGCGCACUACUGAGUGAAUCACAUCAGAGGAGGGUUUUGCAGUCAGAUGCGACCAUUCUGAAUGGCCUUGCAGUUGUGAGUGAUGAUGCCUGCGGCUCCGGUAACUACACUGUGCAGAUGAGCCUGCGUCCUGCUGCAGAAGCAGGCCCUGUGGCUGAAGGGUCAACACCUUCCCAGGAGACAUUCCUGGCUUUAAUCGCUGUGCAGAGCAACAACAGCCAGCCUGAGCUGCAGGUCCGGUCGUGCUGUGUGACACCCUCCGCCAGCCCAAGGGGACCAGGCGCCAUGUGCUGCCUGUUCCGCAGGUUGCCAUUUGAAUGCAGACACAUCCAGUUACUGCAGAGCAGUAAGUCCAGAGCUGCUAGCUUCACCAUCCAGCUGUUCCAGAUGCUGAAUCACUCAGUGGCCUAUUUGCACUGUGAGCUGAAUGUCUGCCUACGUGGCAAAACUGGAUGUGAACAGGACUGCUUUGAAAGUGUGGAGCCACUUCUCCAACCAAGUGACAGGAACAGUUAUGGAAACCUGCACAACCUGAUCUCAUUUGGUCCAGUUUUCAGAAUGAAGAACAAGUUUCUAUAUAAACCUGUGGAAAGUCCAGAUUCUGCCAUGCUGGUACCCAUUCUGCUGGGAUCCCUUACUGGCUUUGCUGUCUUGGGCACUGCAUUUACAAGCCUCUGGCUGCAUCAUAGACAGAAAACCAAAAAUACAUGCUAUCCACAACUUGGAGAAAUUCAUGGCCUGUGAACUACGAGCAGCUGAGUGGUCCUGCAGAUCCCACCCGACUGCUACAAUGAUCAGAAAAGCAAUUGAUUUUGCUUUGCACGUUGUAUUGCUUUUGUAGAGCUUCUGCUGACCCAGGGAGCAAGAUACUCAAUCUCUGCUUUGAGUACGCCCCUCCUUCCUUUCUUUCCUUCUGCAUGAGCGACUCCACAAACUGCAGAGUAGAGAAAGAACUGUAGUAGUGGUCUAGCUAUGAGGGAGAGCAGAGCUUAAUGCAGUAUGUGCAAGCACCAGCAUGGAGUCUGUUCCCAGAAACAGGAAAGCAGACAGGAAAUAAGGGUACAGAAGAGCCACAUAAAAUAAAGCACUGUAGACUAGAGCCAGGUCAUCAGGGAGAACAGAUUGUUAGGAAAAAUGACGAAACCAAAUUUACUGACUGGGAAUCAGGACGGGACUCGAGCUCCAGAGACCCAGCUUUUCUCACAUCUAAGGAGCCAAGUGCCUUUAUCCUUUGGCUUUACUCAAGUCACUGGUUUCUCAUGUUUGGUGGAAGUGAGUUUCCAUUAACUGCCCGUUUGUAAAAACCCACACAGUGGGAGAAAGUUAAGAAUGCAAAAACCUUGUCUGUAAAGCUGAAUUUGAGAGCACAUGAAAAGAACUCACCACAUUCAACUACUAGGUCCAGUCUCUUUACUGGUUUUGCCAGAAUGCAAGCAGGAAAGGGGCAACAGCCAGAGUACCUCGUGUCAAAUGCAACAGAGAAGGAGCUUGCACUCCCACCUGGAUCAGUCUUCCUCCUCUGAAGAAUUUCUUCAGAUCUGAUAUCCAGCUAAAAAUUCCAAACCAAGACUCAAUGACAAUUACUUUUCACAAAUACUAAUUAUUAUUUGUACUGCAGCAGCCCUGAGGAAACCAGCACCACAUUGUAUUUGACAUUGACUUAGCUACAGCGACAGGCAUUGUGCUAAGUUGUUAAAAACAUAUAUACACAAGGCCCAGACAAGUGUCAUUAAAUCUUUUUUACAGCUGGGGAUAAAGCAACUAAAAGCACACAUACACCAAUACCCUGAUAGAGACAGGAAGGAAUUAAUCUUGCUUGUGCUCCAACCCUGCUCUUUAACCAAAGGACUGUUCUCUUUCCUGAAUUAAGUUUGUAAACAGUGUCUCUGAGACUGACACAGCAGGUUCUGUACAAAAUAGCAACGAAAGUAAUAGCAACAUAAAAAGCUGUACUACCUUUUUGCACUAAAAUGUACCUGAAAUGCAGUUAUAUUUGAAGU
Messenger RNA from Calidris pugnax (ruff), 6196 nucleotides. RefSeq names its product mucin-17-like. The transcript is spliced from 5 exons. The record is from RefSeq and is a predicted model, not a curated record. Bases 309 to 4940 code for a protein of 1543 amino acids. Lineage: Eukaryota; Metazoa; Chordata; Aves; Charadriiformes; Scolopacidae.